Messenger RNA from Fusarium poae, 1044 nucleotides. RefSeq lists its product as uncharacterized. The coding region runs from base 1 to 1044 and encodes 347 amino acids. The record is from RefSeq and is a predicted model, not a curated record. NCBI's taxonomy places the organism in Eukaryota, Fungi, Ascomycota, Sordariomycetes, Hypocreales, Nectriaceae. The transcript is spliced from 3 exons.
AUGGCGUCGCACCCCGAGGCGAAGGCUUACAAGGCCAAGACCUUGAAGCCCAGAAAAGACAAGGCAGCCAUGCUCGAGAAGCGCAAGGCGAAGCGUGCAGCGAAAGCAGAGAAGCGCGCUGAAAAAGCUACGAAAGCCAAAGUUAAUGCCGAGGCUAAGAAGGUCGUUGGCGGUAACCCUCGAAAGGAGAAGUAUAGUGCAAAGAAGAAGGUUGUGAGUGAUGAAAAGAGAAAGGCAAAGCUCAAGACCCGUGUCGAAAAGCUGCAGAAGAAGGCAGACGCCUUGUUCAAGGAGGCAAAGAAGGCUGCUGCUCAGUACCAGGCUUUGCUGGAUGCCGAGAAGAACGCGACUGAGUCCAGGUCUGAACAGGAUAGCGACAACGAUGACGACGACUCUUCUUCCGAAUCAGGUACUUCUUCGUCUGACGCCUCGGAGGCUUCUGACGCCUCUGAGAACAAGGGUGGUGUUCUUGUGAACCAGGAGCCCACCGAAGUUCCUGAAGAUAUCCCUGCCGACGAGAUCGUUAUGAAGCACCGUCGAUUGAGUAACGCUGGUUCCGAACGAAGCCGCAUCUCCGUCGCUGAUGUUCCUUCGGAAGUAGAGGAGCCAAAAAACUUCAAGAAGAACAAGAAGGAAAAGAAAGUGAGGGUUGUCGAGCCUGAGGAAGUCAAGGAGGAGGCCAAUAAGUCUAAGCCCGAGCAUGACGAGCCCGAGAUCUCUGAUAAGAAGGCUAAGAAGGCCGAAAAGAAGCGCAAGCGAGAGGCCGAGGCAAAAGCCAAGGCAGAGAAGGGCUCUGAAGAAUCCGCUGCUCAGACUGAGCAGUGGCAGGUCGAUGGUCUCGAAGGCGGUUCUGCUCGACAGGCCAAGUUCCUGCGACUCUUGGGAGGUAAGAAGGCGGGUGCUGCCGCCCCUGCGGCUCACAGUUCUGCCACCAAGGGCACAUCUGAUUCUACCAAGGCCGAAGCCGAUAUUCAAAAGCAAUUCGAGGCUGGCAUGAAGAUGAAGAAUGAGGCUGGAAGUAAGCGCCGUGGUCUUGGCGCCUAA